AUGGGCAUCCCAUUUGACGGCAAUUCCCCUGUUCCAUUAUGGAUUGAUGGUACACAGCGAGUCACAAAGACUACCUUUGACGUGAUUUCACCGGUCAACCAGCAGGUUUUGUGGAAAGCCUCUGCGGCUGACGACAAUGACGUGCACGACGCGAUUGUGUCUGCUGCUGCUGCCUUUGAGACAUGGCGAUGGAAAAAGCCCCAGGAGCGUCGAGACAUUUUCCUACGUGCUUACCAGCUUUUGAAGGAGCGUCGUGACGAGAGCCAAGCAUAUAGCACCACAGAGACGGGAGUCCCUGUGGUGCCGUUCGGGUUUGAAUACGGCACUGCGAUAGACAUGUGCCUCCAGCUAGCUGGACUGACCGCCAAUUACGGUACUAUAGUAGACCCUGACGAGAAGAACACUAGUGCAGCAUUUAUCAGUCAGCCGUAUGGCGUGGUGCUGGGUAUUGCGCCCUGGAACGCGCCUCAUACCCUUGGCAUGAGAGCCUGUCUUUUCCCCCUUGCUGCUGGAAAUACGGUCAUUCUGAAAGGCCCUGAACUAGCUCCAGCGACUUACUGGCAUUUUGUCUCCAUUCUGCAUGAAGCUGGCCUUCCAGCUGGCUGCCUGAAUACCAUAUAUCAUCGACCUGAUGAUGCUGCUGCGAUCACUCGCCAGUUGAUAGCGCAUCCUGCUAUCCGAAAGGUCAAUUUUACUGGCAGCACCACAGUAGGGUCUAUUAUUGCUGGGAUGUGUGGACAGUACCUGAAACCCUGUCUGCUUGAGCUCGGUGGGAAAAGUGCAGCCAUCAUCUGCGCGGAUGCAGAUCUUGGAUUGGCAGCGGAGCAGUGCGCCCUGGGAGCCUUCAACCAUGCAGGUCAAGUAUGCAUGAGCACAGAGCGCAUCAUUGUCAAUGUCAGUGUCGUCAACAACUUCCGCACAGCUUUGAAGGCGGCGAUAGAUCGUUUCUUUAGCCCUGACAAUCUUGCACCCAUACUCAUCAACGAGAAAUCCGCAGUAAAAGUACGAGCACUUCUUAGUGAUGCAGUUAAUAAAGGGGCUAGUGUUUUGCAUGGCUCUUUGUCAGAUGCAAAUGGCGGGAACAAUCGCCUACGACCUGUGGUUCUUGAGGACGUCAAGCCAGGCAUGAACAUCUACCAUGAAGAAUCUUUCGGCCCCGCCGUGUCGUUAUACACAGUUGCAGAUGAUGAGCAGGCGUUGCAGCUAGCCAACGAUACUGCAUAUGGCCUAACUGCAGCGGUGUUUACGGAAGAUCUGCGAAGAGGAUUGAAGUUUGCGAAACAACUAGAGACGGGGGCAGUGCAUAUCAACAAUAUGACCAUCCACGACGAGUUGUCUCUUCCUCAUGGUGGUGUUGGGGAUAGUGGGUUUGGCCGUUUUAAUGCGUCGGACGGUCUGAGAGAAUGGUUUAGGACGAAAGCGAUUACCUGGCGAGACUGA
Molecule: messenger RNA, 1440 nt
Organism: Talaromyces rugulosus
Lineage: Eukaryota; Fungi; Ascomycota; Eurotiomycetes; Eurotiales; Trichocomaceae
Exons: 1
Coding region: 1-1440 (479 amino acids)
Molecular function (GO): succinate-semialdehyde dehydrogenase (NAD+) activity
Source: RefSeq, a predicted model, not a curated record